Molecule: messenger RNA, 1098 nt
Organism: Ascochyta rabiei
Lineage: Eukaryota; Fungi; Ascomycota; Dothideomycetes; Pleosporales; Didymellaceae
Exons: 1
Coding region: 1-1098 (365 amino acids)
Biological process (GO): tRNA wobble uridine modification
Cellular component (GO): elongator holoenzyme complex
Source: RefSeq, a predicted model, not a curated record
AUGAGCUCGUCAUCACGCAUACCACCUCUCCUACAACCCUAUGUUAAGCUUCCUCGCGAAGAUUCGCUACUCCUCCUCACGAGCACACUCGGCGCCAGCGCGAACUGGUUGCUGAUACGGUUCCUUUGUGAUGCGCUGAGCAACAACAACCACGAUGGCGGGGCAGAUGAAGGUCACAAUGUGGUACUCGCCUCAUGGAUGAGGGAUUAUGAGUUCUGGAAGCAGGAAGCUAGAAAGGGUGCAGGGUUGGAUCUGGAGAGGCUGAGGAGGGAAAAGAGAUUUGCAUUCGUGGACGGAUUGAGUGGGCUGGUCAUGGGCGAUGUGAAGGACGCGCACAUCCAGCAGCCGCAAGCGCAAGGCCAAUCCAUGCCACCGCGACCUCAGGCGCAAUCACCCCCGCAAAGGGCUUCACCAAUGUUACCCGUCAGAGGACCACCGGGGCGCAUAGUACCUGCGAGAGGCCCGCCAGCACCCACGGCGCAACCAGCCCGUCCAGCAUCAAGUACGACUGCGCCCGCCGCAGCGACACCGCAAUCGAACACGAGUAGCCAGACCGCACUAGAGCACCACACCCUCACCUCUCUCGAUCUCACGCACCUCAAGACCACGCUCACAGCCGCCAUAGCCUCCCUAAUCUCGACACCCACGCGGAAGACUCUCCUGAUACUCGACACGCCCGACCUUCCCCUCGCCCUCACCUCCACCUCUCCCAGCGUCUUCACGUCACUCAUCCUGCAACUCCACAACACACCGACCGUGUCCCACAUCCUGACCCACCUCCACGCCGACACGCCGCUCCUGACCCCGAGCGCGCCACCGCAACCGCUCGAAACCGCACAAUACAACUUCCUGACCAAAGUCGCGCAUAUGUCGCGGAGAGUGAUCGGUACCCGAGUGCUGGAUACGGGGGUCGCGCGGGACGUGAGCGGUGUGGUUAGGGUCACCGAGCAGCGGGUGGGGUGGGGUGAUUUGGGGCUGGAGGGCGAGGAUGGGAAGAUGGACGCUGACGAUAGUGGCAAGGGGAAGGAGUUCUUGUAUCAGGUCAAGGGAGAUGGGAGUGUCAAGGUUUUCGAGAGGGGCGCUGGUGGUGAGGGUUGA